Molecule: messenger RNA, 936 nt
Organism: Anopheles coluzzii
Lineage: Eukaryota; Metazoa; Arthropoda; Insecta; Diptera; Culicidae
Product: microfibril-associated glycoprotein 4-like
Exons: 2
Coding region: 50-892 (280 amino acids)
Source: RefSeq, a predicted model, not a curated record
GUUCAACAACUCUCGACGACAGUCUGCAGUAAAUCAAAAAGCAAGAAAGAUGCUGCUCGCAACAGUGUUCAUCGUGUUUGGUGCAGCGCAAAUUACCCACCGUCAGCAACUCCUAGCCGCUAGUGUUGAUCUGCCGGGCUUCCACUUCGAGUUACUGCUGACCCAUCUGACAGAGAUGGAGAAUCGGCUGCAAGCAACGCUCACCGAAAUUGCUCAAAAUCAAUCCCAACAGUUGGAGCAGAUCUGCGGUUUGGGUGAACUACGUCCCUUUCCGGGGGCGGAUAAACUCCCCGCAGCAGGGCGAUCGAACAUCUAUAGGCUGGAAAAAAUAGCCGAACUCACCGGUGGACAAAACCUGGCGGGUGAUUGGAUCCUGUUUCAGGAACGAUUCAACGGUUCGCUCAAUUUUAACCGUACCUGGGAAGAGUAUCGGGUCGGCUUCGGUAACCCGCUGGGUGAACAUUGGCUUGGUUUGAGAGCGCUCGAGCAACUGCUGGCCAAAGGACCGCACGAGCUGCUGAUCGUUAUGGAAAGCUUUAAAGGUACCACCGUGUACGCACACUACGAUGCGUUUAGCAUUGGCACGGAGCGCGAAAAGUAUGCGAUAAAAACGGUGGGCAAAUACGCCGGCACAGCUGGUGAUUCGCUAUCGUUUCACGUCGGUUCCAAAUUUUCUACCUACGAUCAGGAUAACGAUGAGCACGGGUUGAACUGUGGCGCCCAGUACGGUGGCGGCUGGUGGUUCAAGGACUGUUACUCAUGCUUCCUAAACGGCAUUUAUGUUACCACCAGCCAGGGCACGGAAAUGGGGCUGAUUUGGUUCACCUAUACCGGAGCGUUUCAGUCGUUGAAAUCGUCAAAAAUGAUGAUUCGGCUUCGUAGUGCACCGUAGCAAAGUUCAGAUAAUUUAAAUCAAAAUUCAAAAUCCCUUCAAUA